GGGGAGGGAGUCGAGGGGAGCACGCGGGCCGGAGGAGGGGCGGACCCGCCUGCUCCGCCCGCCCGCGCCGAGCCGAGCCGAGCCGAGCGGCCCGGGCUGGGCGCGACCCCGGCCGGCGGCGGCGCAGAAAGCGGGCAGAGGCGCGGGCCAUGCUUCGGCUGGCGCCCGCCGGGGCCCGGACCAUCGUGGACAUGUCGUACGCCCGCCACUUCCUGGACUUCCAGGGCUCCAACAUCCCCCGCGCCAUGCAGAAGCUGGUGGCGACCCGUCUGAGCCCCAACUUCCGCGAGGCCGUCACCCUGUGCCGGGACUGCCCGGUGCCACUCCCCGGGGACGGAGACCUCCUCGUCCGGAACCGAUUUGUCGGUGUUAAUGCAUCUGACAUCAACUAUUCAGCUGGCCGGUAUGACCCUUCGGUGAAGACCCCCUUCGAUGUAGGUUUCGAGGGCGUGGGGGAGGUGGUAGCCUUAGGCCUCUCUGCCAGUGCCCGGUACACGGUGGGCCAGGCUGUGGCUUAUAUGGCACCUGGCUCUUUCGCGGAGUAUACCGUGGUGCCUGCCACAGCCGCGGCCCCCGUGGCCUCUGUGAAACCCGAGUAUGUCACCGUGCCGGUGAGCGGUACCACCGCGUACAUCAGCCUGAAAGAGCUCGGAGGACUGUCCGAAGGGAAAAAAGUUUUGGUGACGGCAGCAGCGGGGGGAACGGGCCAGUUUGCCGUGCAGCUUGCCAAGAAGGCCAAGUGCCAUGUCAUUGGGACCUGCUCCUCUGAUCAAAAGUCCGCUUUUCUGAAAUCGAUCGGCUGUGAUCGCCCCAUCAACUAUAACGCCGAGCACGUCGGUACGGUCCUGAAGCAGGAGUACCCCAAAGGGGUCGAUGUGGUGUAUGAAUCCGUCGGGGGAGCCAUGUUCGACUUGGCCGUAGAUGCCUUGGCUACCAAAGGGCGCUUGAUAGUCAUUGGGUUCAUCUCCGGCUACCAGACUCCCACCGGCCUUGCGCCUGUGAGAGCAGGAACCUUACCAGCCAAACUGCUGAAGAAAUCCGCCAGCGUUCAGGGCUUUUUCUUGAACCAUUACCGUUCUGACUGUCAAGCAGCCGUGGAGCACUUGCUUCAGAUGUGUGUGGACGGAGACCUGGUUUGCGAGGUGGACCUCGGAGACCUGUCUGCAGAGGGCAGGUUCAUCGGCCUGGAGUCCGUAUUCCGGGCUGUCGAUUAUAUGUACAUGGGAAAAAACACUGGGAAAAUUGUACUCGAACUACCUCACUCUGUCAACAGUAAGCUGUAAACUCAGAAGGAUGGCAGAAGUCAAAGGAGAAAGAAAACGGGCACCUUCUUCCUCAGAAAGAGUCGAAUCAGUUUAUUUUUGGUGGGUAAUGGAGAUCAUAUCUCUUAAAAGGUGUUAACGAAUGAGUUUCUGUCUCUCUAUCUCUCUCUUUUUCUUUUUUGCCCCUCCCUUGAAAAAAAAUGCCAAUAAAAACUUCCCUCGAUGGCUCAGAGGUAAAA
Molecule: messenger RNA, 1501 nt
Organism: Lynx canadensis (Canada lynx)
Lineage: Eukaryota; Metazoa; Chordata; Mammalia; Carnivora; Felidae
Gene: PTGR3
Product: zinc binding alcohol dehydrogenase domain containing 2
Exons: 2
Coding region: 150-1283 (377 amino acids)
Cellular component (GO): mitochondrion
Molecular function (GO): oxidoreductase activity; zinc ion binding
Source: RefSeq, a predicted model, not a curated record